AUAGCCCAUUACUCAUGUCACACGAAUUACUAACUACCAACAACAAAAAACAUGGCUGAUUCUCCUACUCAAGCAGGGAAACGUAAGAAAAAGACGAAAAAAUUUUAUGGUGUUGGCAAAAAGGGGAAGUAUCAAAAUGUUAUUAAACCUGGAAUGAGAGGCGUACUUGUAUUUGGUGCAGAUAACGAGGCAAAGGCAAAAAAAGAGGCUUACAAUUUGUUAAAUGAGUACGCUGAUGAACUAUUUGGUUGUGAAUUCUCAGAGGAGGUAAAAUCUGAUACACGGAAAGAAGGAAAACCAAAAACAAUGGUAAUCAAUUAUCAACAAGGAGAUGGAAAUAAAACUGUUGAACAUGAGGACAUUGAUUCAGGUUCUGAGAAUGACAAUGCAAAUGAUAUUGAGAAAGUAAUUGCAAAAGAAAUUGAGCAAAUUAGUAGUCUAAAAGCAAACAGACGGUUUCAACAUAUACCAACUGGUGUGAGAGCCAUUUUAUUUAUCAAGACAACAUUAUCAUGUGAAGAUUUAAAUAGACUGAUGCAUCGUAUUCUAUGUGACAUUGCAAAAACCAAACAAAGCAAAGUGAGCUUUCAAAGGCUUGUUCCUAUCACACACAUCUGUCAAGCUGAACUUAAGUCAAUCAGUAAAAUUGUUGAUGAACAUUAUCUGGAGAAAGAUACUGAAGGUUCAGUAAAAUCAAUAUGCGUCCAUUUCAAGUCAAGAUUCAACAGCAAUUUAAAGCGAAACGAUGUUCUUUCUGAAGUGUCAUCUUUGUUUUUGAAUCUUGGUGAUAAAGUGGACCUGAAAAAUCCUGAUUUUGUCAUUGUGCUUGAAAUUAUGAAGAAUCUCUGUUUCAUGAAUAAACUUACAGACUUUUAUCACCACAAACGAUACAAUCUUCAUCAAAUUGGAAAGUCAACAAAACACGAAGGUGUUGAAAAAGAUGAUAAUUUUGAUGAAAGAAAAAAUGAUGAUGAUGAUAGCGAGGUUAACCGUGACGCAAUUUACGUCAAUCCUAUUUGUGAGGCUAAGUAAGGCCACUUUGAGUGUUGAAAUAUCGUUGUUUGAGGGAUAUCUUUCGCCUUCGAACCCAGUUCGGGUUUUUUGCGAAAUUUAGGUUUGUUGUUCUUCAGCAUAAGUAGUCAACAUGUUAAUACAGUUUUCAUUGAUACUUGCAUGUAUGGAAGUUAAAAGGAAUACUCAGAUGUAGAUCAAUUGCAGUUUCGUGUGGUAAAUAUUCGCUAUUUUUAUAAUAUUCAAUAUUGUAAUCAUUGUUCAAUAAGUAUUUAAAGGAGGAAGUUUUGAGAAAAAAGUUUUUACACACCCAUAUGACAAUUAUGUAAAUUUUCUAAGUACCUUUUGUUACAUCUUUGUGUUAGGUAGAAACCAACAGUCACGCAAGUUAAAAAAUUGAAAAUUAAUUUUAUUAUCAAAGGAUACAUGUUGAGAUAUUUAUGUACACGUCGGUAAAAAGUAUAAUAAAUUAAAAUGCUUGUGAAGCUAACAUA
Xenia sp. Carnegie-2017 is the source of this 1505-nucleotide messenger RNA. RefSeq names its product THUMP domain-containing protein 1-like. Gene Ontology annotation, biological process: tRNA modification. The transcript is spliced from 6 exons. The record is from RefSeq and is a predicted model, not a curated record. Gene Ontology annotation, molecular function: RNA binding. Lineage: Eukaryota; Metazoa; Cnidaria; Anthozoa; Malacalcyonacea; Xeniidae. Bases 52 to 1032 code for a protein of 326 amino acids.